Thrips palmi is the source of this 3444-nucleotide messenger RNA. It is a transcript of the gene Dus1, whose product is annotated as tRNA-dihydrouridine(16/17) synthase [NAD(P)(+)]-like. The transcript has 9 exons. Gene Ontology annotation, biological process: tRNA processing. The coding region runs from base 334 to 1974 and encodes 546 amino acids. Gene Ontology annotation, molecular function: tRNA dihydrouridine synthase activity; flavin adenine dinucleotide binding. The record is from RefSeq and is a predicted model, not a curated record. Lineage: Eukaryota; Metazoa; Arthropoda; Insecta; Thysanoptera; Thripidae.
GAACGCGUUCGUUUUAAGUGUCAACAGCAACAGCCGAAGCGUCGACGCGUCAGCGUGUCGGUACGGUAGAGUCGGCAGUGUCUCGCCCAGUCUCGCCGCGUAAACAAAGCCAAGCGGCCGACCGAAUGAACUGAUGGUGUGCUUGCUGUGUGCCUUUGCCUCUCUGGAAGUGGUGGAAAUAUUCUUCUUUCUCUUCAUCCUUGCGUGUCGAGUUUGCUGGGCUGCCCUCCCGCGCCUCCCGCGCCGCCGUGCAGACAGUGGUGCAGAGACAGACGCAGACGCCUGAAGUCUUUGACGACAGUGUGGGCCUUCCCUCUGUGUCAUUUACAAGCCAUGCUCCCCGACGCGGAGCCCGAGACGGCGGCCGAGGCCGGCGCCGACGUGAAGCGGCCCAAGCUGUGCGGCGAGGCGUUCUGGCGGUCGCUGGGGUCGCCGAGGCUCGUCGUGGCCCCCAUGGUGGACGCCAGCGAGCUGGCCUGGAGGCUGCUGUCGCGGCGCCACGCCGCCGACCUCUGCUACACCCCCAUGCUGCACUCGUCCGUGUUCACCAGGGACGCCCGCUACCGCGCCGAGGCACUGGCGUCCACGCCCGAGGACCGGCCCCUCAUCGUGCAGUUUUGUGCCAAUAACACUGCCGUGUUGCUGGAGGCAGCGCUGCUCGCGGAGCCGUUCUGCGACGCCGUGGACAUCAACCUGGGCUGCCCGCAGGCCAUCGCGAGGCGCGGCCACUACGGGUCCUUCCUCCAGGACGACUGGGACCUCCUCAAGGACAUGGUGAGCACCCUGAACGAGCGCUUGUCGGUGCCUGUGACGUGCAAAAUCCGCGUCUUCCCCGACGUGGCCCGCACCGUGGAGUACGCGCGCAUGCUGGAGGCGGCGGGCUGCCAAAUGCUCACCGUGCACGGCCGCACCAGGGACCAGAAGGGGCCGCUGACGGGCCUCGCCAGCUGGCCGCACAUCAGAGCCGUCGUGGAAAGCGUUAACAUUCCAGUCUUCGCUAACGGCAACAUUCAGUUCAUUCAAGACGUAGACCGUUGCAUUGCUGAGACUGGAGUCAAAGGCGUGAUGUCUGCUGAAGGCAACCUCUAUAACCCAGCCUUAUUUGAAGGUACCAGCCCCCCUUGCUGGGAACUAUGUUUGGAGUACUUGGACUUGGCAGAAAAAUAUCCCUGUCCAACUUCGUUUGUCAGAACCCACCUUUUCAAAAUGAUGCAUCACCUCCUUUCAUUGCCAGAAAAUGCAGCUGAGAGGCAAGGUAUUGCUAAAGGACAAAGCUUAGCUGAUUUUCGACAAACAGUUUUGACUCUGCGAGAUAGAUUUUUGCCAUACCAUGACGGUAUACAAGUGUUUGUUGAUAAUGUUGAUGAUACCUGUAAUUUGAGACUUCCACCUUGGCUCUGCCAACCUUAUGUGCGAAUCCCUCCAGAGGAACAUUUACGUAAAUUAGCAGACAGACAAAACAAGAAUGAUGAGCCAUCAGUAGGAGAGAAGAGAUGUCUAGAGGAAACUGAAGAAGAUCCAUCAACACCUCAGUUAUCAAAGAAAAAAUUGAAGAAACUUCAGCACUCUCAAAAGGUCAAGGCAAAUCCACAUAUCAGAAAAUGCCAAGAGAAAUGCUCUGAGUGUGCCAAUCCUCUUGGCCAAAAGUGUGGAUUCAAGCUGUGCAGAGCUUGUUGCCGAAAAGCAUGCUUCUCUGAGAAGAGGGAUUGCACCGGUCACCGGAUAUUGACAAAGACUCGUUAUGAAAAGCUUCUGCAGUAUCAAGCUCAGGAAGCUGCAGCCGGGGAGGAACAAGCAAAAUCAGACUUCUCUGAAAAAAAUAACAAUGCAAGCUCAGAAAGUGGAGAUGCCUGUAAUCUAAGUAACAAUGGGCAGCCUGGUGCUGUCUCGGACAACGUCUCAGUUUUGCAGAGCUGCAGAGAAAAUAAACAAAGUGUUUCUGUUAAUUCAUCCAAUGACAGCAAUGGUGUUUAGUCAUGCUAGCCCUUGUUAUACUUGACUUUAAUAAAUGACAACUGACUUCGGUAAUUUUUUUUUAGGAUCAAUUGGCAUGUGGGUUUGAGGUUCUGUGCGGUAGAUCGCGGGGUAUAAAUGCAGUGACAAUGCCAUAUUACAGUAAAGCAAAAGCCAAUAUAAAAACAAUUUAUCUAUGUUAAUUGUGUCCAUCAAAUUUCUUAGAGUGAUUGUGGUAUGAAAUUGUCUUUGCAUUAUUUUUAAUACGCUAUAUACAUAUAUAUAAUAUAUCUUUCUUGAAACUGAUAGAACAUGGCUGUGAUGUUUAAUUUUAGGGUACUGUGUUUUUAGUAAAUAAGAUAAUUUUUCUGACAUUGUACCUAAAGUUUUGUUGACAUUUUUGUCUGAGUUAUCUCUCUUUUGUUGUGUACGUAUGGCUGUGUCAUUAUGUGUGGCUAUUCAUACUUCAUCAACAUUUAUUGGAAUAAUGAAUGUGUAUCAGUCUUUCUUGUGCUUUAGACUGAAGGACUUUUAAUGAGUUUUCAUAGAAGACAAUUGUGAGACAUACACCUAAUGGGUGAUUCAAAUAGGGCAAUUCUGUAAAUUUUGAUUUGAAUAUUCAAAUUUUGUGUGGUAGAAUGAAUGUUGAAAGAAUGCUAGAUUUCUGCAUCCAUAUUAGAAAGUAGGCAAUUUCUUUAAAGCCACUACCAUACUAAAAAUGCAUACUGGACAAUAAUUACUGGUGACUGUCCCUUCAGGAGAAUUAGAAACAUUCAUGACUAUAGUGAUGUAGAAAAUACCAUAUCUGGCUUAGUAGCUUAUAGUUCAAAAUUCAUUUUGUCAUAUCGAGGUACUUACCAUGUUAACAUGGUAAUAUGGUGCUCAGUAGUUGAUUAAUAUAAAAUGUCUUUAAUUUUUAAAUGUUGCAACAGCCAGAGACAGCUUACCAACCAAGUGGUUGUGGUAUAUGUCUCACAUAGUAGCUACUUUACUUUAAAUAGGCAGAAUUUGACUACUGUACUUAGUUGGAUUUUAUACCAAAUGUACAGGUGAUACAAAUUGUAAACUAUAUUGUUCACUGGUCUAAAUUUUUGUUUUUGUUUUGAAUUUGUACCAAGCAGUAAAUCUACUCAGAAACUGAUUUUGGGGCCUAUGUACUUUAGCUAAAAGAAUAAUAUUCUUUGCAUUUACUGACUAUGUGGUUUCUAUGUGGACCAACCAUACUUCUUUCCCUGUUUCUGAACCAUACUGGUAGUAAUUUUUCACUUUCAUAUGCCUGCCCCAAGAUAAUUCUUGAAGAUUCUAUAUUUGCCUAUUUAUUUUAACAUAUCAAAGGAUAUUGUGAAUUACACUAGUUAUUGACUUUAUUGUGCAAAUAUGAGGAGACUGCCAAUGGGAUUACCGGGGAUGAUAUGCAAGUGUGUGUAUCCUUCCUUUGUCGAUCAAGUGUACUGAAAUACGAAUUUUAAUAAAGUAAAAUUGUUGAUGUGA